Trichoplax adhaerens is the source of this 1806-nucleotide messenger RNA. RefSeq lists its product as uncharacterized. Bases 1 to 1806 code for a protein of 601 amino acids. Gene Ontology annotation, cellular component: membrane. The transcript has 3 exons. NCBI's taxonomy places the organism in Eukaryota, Metazoa, Placozoa, Uniplacotomia, Trichoplacea, Trichoplacidae. Gene Ontology annotation, molecular function: transmembrane transporter activity. The record is from RefSeq and is a predicted model, not a curated record. Gene Ontology annotation, biological process: transmembrane transport; oligopeptide transport.
AUGGCUUCUAAUCCGAAUUCAGAAACUACUCCUCUCAUUGGUAAUCAUACAAGCAAUCACAACUCUUCUACAUCUCGUACCAAAUGGAAUAAAAGAAGAAUUUAUGCAUCCAUUCUUUUGACCGAAACCCUGGAAAGAAUGACCUACUAUGGCCUUACUGCCAAUUUAGUCAUUUACCUUUCUUUAACGAAUUCUCUCAAUGUAUCUAGCUACUACUCCAUAUUAAUACAAAAUAGCUUCAAUGGUGUUAAAUUUUUCAUGUGCUUUUUUGGUGGCUGGUUUGCCGAUGCCUAUGUUGGUCGUUAUAAAGCAAUUAUUCUCGGUUUAAUAACUUAUGCUGUAGGCAUCGCCUUGUUUCCUAUUGCAAGCAUACCCAAUUAUUUCCCUCAAUAUCAGCAUAAACAUUUUCCAAUCAAGCCAUUAAUCAUUAGCGGAUUAUUUCUUGUUGCUAUUGGUUGUGGAUUAGUCAAGUCCAAUUUACCACCUUUUGGUGCUGAACAGGUCAAACGUAAUCGUUCCGGUAGAAGUAAGGAAGCGGUGACUCAAAGUUUCUUCAAUUGGUUUUAUUGGUCCAUUAAUCUUGGAUCAUUAUUGGCUUAUCUAAUAGUAGCGUACAUGCAGCAAAAGCAAGAGAGAUUUUUCGUUUCCUAUCUCAUCUUGGUGACUUGUAUGCUGUUGGCUAUUGUUGCAUUUCUAAGUAGUCAUAAUAUUUAUCAUCUACAUCAUCGUCCAUCCAAUCGAGUUGGACAGACUCUCCGUUUGCUUGCGCGACGCUGUUGUUGCUUCAGUCUGCGUUCUUCCCGUCAUGAUGUCGAUCAUCAUCGUCCUACGCCUACUGACUAUGAUAACGCUCAUAACAGUAGCCACUUAAUUCCGCCAUCAACUCCAGAACGACUAAUAAGUAACCCAGAACAUAGCGGUAAUCCAACCAAUAGUGCCAUCAAUGAAGCUGAAAUCAAAAAUAUUAAGAAAAUUGCCAUUAUUUUUAUAUCAUUACUCCCUUUUUGGGCCGCGUAUUCCCAGAUGCAGAGUACUUACUUACUGCAAGCCCUUCAUUUGAAGCUUUAUCCUCAAAACACUCAUCCCAGUUUUGUAAUCCCUGUAGCUUGGUUAUCGCUAUUCGAUAUCUUCGUUAUUUUAGCCUUUUUACCGGUGCUCGAUCGAUUUAUAUAUCCUUAUUUCGAAAGGCUAGAUAGACCUAUUACUGUCUCAAUACGUUUUGUAAUUGGUUUAGUGUUUGCUUUUAUUUCGGUAUUAUGGGCGGCUGAAUUGGAAGUGAUUCGUUCAAGUUAUGGCGUAUUAAAUCAACAAAUCGGUGAUAUCCUUGUUCAAGCUUCAGAUGUUUGGGUAUACUGGCAAAUACCUCAGUAUAUCUUUAUUGGGUUUAGUGAAAUGUUUGCGUCGGUAACAGCUAUGAAAUUUGCCUACUCACGGGCACCUCCUCAUUUACAAGGUACUGUCAUGGGAUUCUUUGACCUCAUGACUGGAGUUGGAUAUUUUCUUGGGCUUGGCGUCUUAGCAAUAUUACGUAGUGUUGAUUUAUUGAAAUUGAUUAGUCGUGUUCGAAACACGCCUGGUAUGGGAGUGUUUGAAAAUUCACGACUUGACACCUAUUUUCUCAUUUUAGCGGCUAUGAUAUUUUUAACUAUAGUCAUCUUUAUAAUUUUUGACAUAAAGUACAAUAUUGAUGUUCUCAAUGUAACUUCUAGUGCUAAAGUUACAUCGAAUAAGGAUGUAACGCAAUCUGGGUUGUACAUCAAUGAUCGCGUUAAUAGCCAUGUGAACGAUAGUGGCAUAGUGACAUGA